CACAAGAUGUGUGACAGUGUAUUGAAAGAUGAGAAGCAGGAUGCACAUUUCAAACCAAAUCUGUCAGUGUUUGUGUUGAGUUAUUUCUGUUGUAUGAGUCAAAAUUGUCUGUGUGUGUGUAUUAAUGCAUGUUUGAGGGCAUGCGAGUCAGAGUGGGCUGGGUUAUCAGAGCAGAGAGACAGAAGGCAGUUUGCAGUGGACAGGAGAGAAAUUCACAUUCUUCAUCUCAACUUUGCCUGUCGCAGUCAUCCGCACAUUGCUGCGUGUCACUGGCACACUCCUUCUUCUUUCUUUCUUUCUUUCUUUGCUUUUCCUCUGAUUUUGCUUGAUUGUCAUUCUUCUUGUUCAAACACCUUAUUUUAGUUUCUCUUAGUAUCUUCUACCAGAAUAAUUAUUUCUUUAGGUUGCUUUUCUCAUACUAUCUGUUCAUCUUACCAUUUUUGCCUGUAUCCUUUCAUUCUAUAUCUGGCUUCAUUUACAUAUUUUAUUUGCAUAACCUAAUGCAAUUUGGUGGUACCAGAUGGAGUCAAAGCAUCAUGGACCUCGACCUCUAAGACCCACAAGUCCAGCCAUGCCUUUCAUAGGUUGCCCCCACACAAAUGGAUGUGGAGGCCCAGGUCGGAUAUUGCUACGUGAGAUGCUAUGGCAGCUGGAGCAAAGAGUACAUCAGGUUCAAGAGGAGGAAUUUCAGUACUGCAUCUCCCGUGGCAUUCUGGGAUACCGUCACCCCCCAGCAUACCCAAGCCUGCUUGCCCUUAUACCUGCUUCUGAAUGCCGCCAGCUAGAGCGCCUCUGUGGUCGCAUCCCACCCUCACACACUGCCAUUGUACUUUCCAGGCUUCAUGAUCUUUUGGCCCACAAUGACAUUCCUCCCUGGGAACUGGUGGGUGUCUUCAAGCAAGUUCUCAAAGACUUCCUGAGGAGACAGGAAGACGGCAUACAGAGACAUCCAGCCCCUUCAGCUCCAUCAACAAUUCUUUCUGCUCCGAGUCCACCUACAGAGAGUAAUGACAGAAAUCGUAUUGUUGGAAAUGCAUCUAAUUCUUUAUCAGAGGAGACAGGAAAGCACAGGGAGGAAAUUCCUACUAUUUCUAGUUAUGUGGAUAAACAUUUGUGUGCCGCCUGCCCCUACUCUAUCCACAGAGAUUGGAGUCUGCCCUUUUGCCCUUUUGCUUAUGAGGCCUACAGCACCACAUUGUGAGGCACUUAAUUGUAGAAGUCCAACACCUUCUCAUGGCAAUUCAUAACAAUUUUAUGUUUUGUCAAAUUAGUGGUUAAUUCUUAAGAAUUUGUACAAUCUGAUUUGUAUGUUUUUGUAUGAUCUGCUUGCAUCCCAUAGAUGAUUACUUUUAUAGUAAUACUUUAAUGUACUAAUGAUAAUGCAUUUUCAUACAAAUCACCACCUAUAAAUUCAUAUGAAAUCGCCACCUCAUUGUUUCCUCAUGAGAUUGGCUUGAAAAGUCAAUGCAACCAUUUUCUGUCUUUCCAGUUUGAAAAAUCUAAUCCUCUGCUCCAGUUAAUUAGAAUAAUUAAAAGUAAUUAACAUGAGGAUGUAUUAUGUGAUGUUAAAACUUGGAAGAUGAGCCAUAAUCUUUUUGUAAUUGAUUGAUAAGAUAAAACUGAUUUUUAUGACAUGAAGUAGCUACCUUU
Messenger RNA from Sinocyclocheilus grahami, 1650 nucleotides. Its product is annotated as protein RD3-like. Bases 521 to 1201 code for a protein of 226 amino acids. NCBI's taxonomy places the organism in Eukaryota, Metazoa, Chordata, Actinopteri, Cypriniformes, Cyprinidae. The transcript is spliced from 3 exons. The record is from RefSeq and is a predicted model, not a curated record.